This is a messenger RNA of Parnassius apollo (apollo), 309 nucleotides long. Lineage: Eukaryota; Metazoa; Arthropoda; Insecta; Lepidoptera; Papilionidae. The record is from the annotation of a GenBank genome assembly.
AUGGUGGCCGUUAAUAAUUCAAAUCGCGAUGAUUGUGUGCGUUGCUACAAACCUAUGGUUGAUGAUUCUAUUCAGAAAGAAGGUUUUUCUGAUGAUUCUCCGGCUGAAGAAAAUAUCACACAACAUCCAUCUCCCGAUUGUAGCUUAAAUCAUCUAGAUUUUGAUUGUGAUAACCAUUUCUGUCCCUGGUUUGUUGAUAAAGAUAUUUUACCUCUACCGUCAGUUGAUUCCAAUAUCACCGACUUAGCACAUACCCCUCAAGAAAACACGCCUCUCUUCUUACUCAGAAGCAACACCACAAGCUUCUAG